Molecule: messenger RNA, 432 nt
Organism: Acanthoscelides obtectus
Lineage: Eukaryota; Metazoa; Arthropoda; Insecta; Coleoptera; Chrysomelidae
Source: the annotation of a GenBank genome assembly
CAAAGCCUGGCCAGUAAGCGUUUCGACGCGAUGCUCUCUAGACGUUUUGUUUCUAAUGAACGAGAUACCGACCGUGCUGUUUGCCGCGUGUCAUACCGAUAUUGUCAGCGGAUUUUUGUUUAUGUGGUGAUAAUCUGUCAUUGCUUCUUCAUCCACAAACACAUCGUUUUACACAGGUAGAAGAUGGUAUAUGGUAUAUUGAAAUUCGGCCUGUGGUGCAGAGGGCGUCGAGAACGUCGCAGCCAUAAGGAAGGCCGUGUAAGAAACGACAAACUUUGCGACGAUCGGCCGCCGACCCUGGCAGAGCGAGCUGUAACGUCGAGCAGUGCACAUCGUGCUCGAAUAAUCUGCCGCUCCGAAAUUACAUUAAAUCGUUGUGUUAUUAUUAUUGUUGUUAAUACAAAUGGAUCCAAAACGAUUUUAUGGUACUAA